GAAAAAGCGGAAGAGGCCAAAUUGAAAUCAAGGUAUCCGUCAUUACAAAAUGCAGGCUCAUCACAGUUACUACAAAAGAGAUUGUCUAAAGGGACUAAGUACUUCGAUUCCGGUGACUAUAACAUGGCCAAAGCGAAAACAGGCGGUUCAGGUGGAAAGAUGAUUCCAGGAUCGAAACCCCCACUAUUAUUAGAGACGGGUGAAGCCAUUCCAACACCAGAAUCAGUGCCACAUAAAAAAGUUGGACCCCAACAGAGCAAGUUGGCAGGUGCUUCGUAG
Helobdella robusta is the source of this 279-nucleotide messenger RNA. RefSeq lists its product as hypothetical. The record is from RefSeq and is a predicted model, not a curated record. Gene Ontology annotation, cellular component: cytoplasm. The transcript has 2 exons. NCBI's taxonomy places the organism in Eukaryota, Metazoa, Annelida, Clitellata, Rhynchobdellida, Glossiphoniidae. The annotation marks the transcript as partial. Gene Ontology annotation, molecular function: protein phosphatase inhibitor activity.